CCGGCUGAAAGAUGAGAGUCGCCGGUGAUGUGCUUGUGCGGAUGCCUCGCGGAGGACAACGCCAGGAUUAUCCUCCUUGCCGUUGUCCUGAUAGUAUACAUGCUCGCAGGCGCGACCCUCUUUCAAAGGCUAGAGAGCGAUUUCGAGAUACGGCAGACCACGGAAUUCUGGCGAGUCUACCACGCGUUUCGGAGGCAUCAUUUGCGAGGUAGCCCCUUGGCCCUGCAGAGGCUGCACGAGCUGCUGUAUGCCUAUGGCAACGCUUCCGCUACCGGCAUCAUUAACAAGAGACGCCGCUGGGACUUUCCCGGUAGCUUUCACUUCGUCGGCACCAUAGUUUCUACGAUCGGGUACGGAAGUACCGCGCCCCAGACAACGGCGGGUAAAGCGGCUGUCGUUCUUUAUGGUUUCUUCGGUUGUUCCGGUGGCAUCUUGUUCUUCAAUCUUUUUUUGGAAAGGAUCAUUACUUUCCUGGCAUGGAUCUUACGCAGCUGGCACGUACAUCGAUUGAGAAGACGUCUUCGCAGAAGCACGUUGAUAUCCCGACGAAUGUCCAAAUCGUCGAACACCCAGAGAUCAUCUCUACCAGAUAUCCUUGACGAUGAUGAUCAUGCGAUCCUGGACCAAUGGAAACCGAGCGUCUACUGGGUCAUGCUUUUCUUGUCCGUCAUUUCCUGUACUAUCGUUUGUUGUGCAGCUGCACUUUAUGCGCCGCUGGAGAGUUGGGAUUACUUUGACGCGCUAUACUUUGCCUUCGUUAGCUUCACUACCAUCGGCUUCGGCGACUUUGUUAGCACGCAAAAGCCGAACUAUCCUUACGUACAUUGGUACAGAUUCACGAACUUCAUAUUCCUGGUGAUGGGAUGUUGCUGCAUAUACUCCUUGAUGAAUGUCACAUCGAUCGUGAUGAAGCUGGGCCUGAAUUACGUAAUACAUAAGUUGCAAUACGGUAAUCGGGAUGUAGCGGCACCGUAUUUACCGAGAAGGCAGUCCUCCGUGUCGACCAUAUAUUCGAAGAGGAGACCGACGAGGCUUGUCGGUAGGGACUCAAUCAGAGCGGAGGAUAACUCGGAAACGCCUCGUAGAAUGUCUGGCGAGAUGAUCUCUAUGAAAGAUUUCCUGUCCGCAAACAAAGUCUCCCUGGCUGUAAUGCAGAAGCAGUUGUACGACGCCGCGCAGAAGCAAAGGGGUGGAGGAUCGCUCGUCGCCACGCCGAAUCAUCAGGUGUUGAAGCCCGGAGCGGUGGGCCCGCUCGCAAUCGCCAGCGAGAAGUUUGAAAGCAAAAGCACGAUAAACAGAACAAAGAAAUAGAGGCUACAAAAGAAAAUAUAUGAAAGUACAGCACCUGUAUUUAGCAUAUUUUUCAUGUUUCACCUCGCAAGCACUUGCUAAUUUUUAAAGCAAAUUUGUCGAUAUUUUGUGUGCUAUAAUGCCUACAAGUUAUUAAUAUAGAGACUAGUCAUGA
Molecule: messenger RNA, 1465 nt
Organism: Solenopsis invicta (red fire ant)
Lineage: Eukaryota; Metazoa; Arthropoda; Insecta; Hymenoptera; Formicidae
Product: potassium channel subfamily K member 13
Exons: 5
Coding region: 28-1311 (427 amino acids)
Biological process (GO): potassium ion transmembrane transport; stabilization of membrane potential
Cellular component (GO): membrane
Molecular function (GO): potassium ion leak channel activity
Source: RefSeq, a predicted model, not a curated record